AUGAGUUUAGAAGAAAUAAAUUUAUUAGUUUCUCCAAGUAAUGAAGAUGUCAAAACAGUUGUAAAUUGGUUAAAAAGUAAUGAUAUUGGUAAAGAAGAAAUGAUGGUUCAUUCAGAUUUUAUUCAAUUAAGAAUAAAUGUUAUGAAAGCAUCAAAUUUAUUUGAAACGGAAUUCGCAUAUUAUCAAUCAAUAAGAAAUAGUUUAGAUCAAAGAAUUAGAAUUGUUGAAUCAGCAUCAAUUCCAAAGUAUUUAAAAAAUAAAAUUGAUUUUAUAUUAGGUUUAUCGGAUUUCAUUGAAGAUAAUAAAUUCUAUGAAACAAUGUUUAAAUCAAGAAUUGAUGUAAAGGAUUCAUUCGUUACAAUUACACCAUCAUUUAUUAAAUCCUAUUAUGGUAUACCUUUCAAUCAAGUUGGUGAAAAUGAAAAUAAUUCUAUUUCAGUUGCAUCUUUUAAUGAUUUCUAUUCCGCUGGCGCAUUAGGUUAUUUCGAUUCAGAAUAUAAUAUUGACUCAUCAAGUAUUAGAGUAAACAAUUCCGGACCUAAUUGUUUUGGAUUAAACUAUUGUGGCCAGGCAGAGAGUGAUUUAGAUAUUCAAUACAUUACAGCAAUUGGUAAUAAUAUAUCUACAUUAUUCCUUUCAUCUGGUAAUGGCGAAUGGGUUUUAGAUUGGGCAUCAUCGAUUCAAUUAUUUAAUCCAAUACCAAAGAUUGCAUCAAUAUCUUAUAGUUGGGCUGAAUUAGAACAGUGUCAAGCAACUUCAUUUUGUCCAACACUUGGUAUUGACUCCCAAAUUUAUAUCCAAAGAUCAAAUAUUGAAUUUCAAAAGAUUGGUUUACGUGGUACAACAAUAUUCGUUAGUAGUGGUGAUGAUGGUUCUACUUCUUUUUAUUCAACUUCAGGCAAUUGCCCAAUUGAUGGUUUAAAUCAUUAUUGUCCGCUCGGUGGUUGUAAUCAUACAAUAACUCAAUGCCCAUCAAUAACUAUAAUUCAAUCCAAUGGUUCACUUGCAAUUUUCCCAAAUGGUAUUGGGGCAAAUACAGGUAUUUUAUUUAGUAAUCAAAGUUUUGUUGAUGCAGUUAAUGAAUUUAUUAAAACUAAUUGGCAAUGUGAUUUGAGUAUUGAGGAAGAUUUUUCACAAAAUCCUCAUCUAUAUUCAAGUUGUUCGUGUGAAAAUUUAAUACCAACAAGUAAUGAUGAACUUGGAAUUAAAAUUAUAGGAUAUAGUUUUGAUGAAAAUGCAGGUUCACUAUUUUCACCACAAUAUCCAACAAGUUCACCAUAUGUUACAUCAGUUGGUGCAACUCAAAUUAUUACUAACCAACCAGAUGAAAUAGUAUGUUCAUCUUCCACUGGUGCAGCUGUAACGUCAGGUGGUGGUUUUGCAGUAACCCAAUCUCAACCAUAUUACCAAGUAGUUGCAGUUGCUAAAUAUCUUGAAACUGCUGAAAAUCUACCGCCAUCAUUUUCAUUUGAUCCAACUAAACGUGCAUAUCCUGAUAUCUCAUUGGUGGCUCAUAAAUAUUCUAUUGGUUAUUCAGCAAAUGAUUCAUCACUUGAUAGUUGUCCAUGUGGUUUAAUUAAUGUAGAUGGUACUUCUGCCUCAACACCUACAGUUGCUGGUAUUUUUGCAUUGAUAAAUGAUAAACUACUAUCAGCAGGAAAAUCACAAUUAGGUUUCUUAAAUCCAUUACUAUAUCAAGCUGCUCAGGAACAACCAAAUGUAUUUAAUGACAUUGUUACUGGUAAUAUAAAUUGUAAUAGAGCCUAUUGUUGCCAAUAUGGUUUCUCUGCUGCUGUUGGUUAUGACCCCGCUACUGAUCUAUUUUAA
Molecule: messenger RNA, 1827 nt
Organism: Dictyostelium discoideum AX4
Lineage: Eukaryota; Evosea; Eumycetozoa; Dictyosteliales; Dictyosteliaceae
Exons: 3
Coding region: 1-1827 (608 amino acids)
Source: RefSeq, a predicted model, not a curated record